Molecule: messenger RNA, 1624 nt
Organism: Balaenoptera ricei (Rice's whale)
Lineage: Eukaryota; Metazoa; Chordata; Mammalia; Artiodactyla; Balaenopteridae
Gene: ESM1
Product: endothelial cell specific molecule 1
Exons: 3
Coding region: 186-740 (184 amino acids)
Cellular component (GO): extracellular region
Source: RefSeq, a predicted model, not a curated record
CCUGGCAGGAGGACAGCGCUGCUGCUGGGUUGAGGAAAUUGAUGACGGGGAAGCAAGCAUGAGGGCAACCCAGUGUAUAAAACUCAUAAACGUGUAGGCAGAGGCUCAGCUACCACUUUGGACGGCUUCUUCCCGCCAGCAAAGACCCCGCCGCGGGAAGCGGAGCCCGAGCCGCCGCGGGAAACAUGAAGAACCUCCUGCUGUUGGCCACGCUCCUGGUCCGCGCGCACCUGGCGGCGGCCUGGAGCACCAAGUACGCGGUCGACUGCCCCGAGCGUUGUGACACUCACGAGUGCAAAAGCAGCCUGCGCUGUAAGAGGACGGUGCUGGACGACUGUGGCUGCUGCCGAGUGUGCGCCGCUGGCCCGGGAGAAACUUGCUACCGCACGGUCUCAGGCAUGGAUGGCGUGAAGUGUGGCCCCGGGCUGAGGUGUCAGUUUUACAGUGAGGAGGAUGAUUUUGGUGACGAGUUUGGUAUCUGCAAAGACUGCCCGUAUGGCACCUUUGGGAUGGAAUGCAAACAGACCUGCAGCUGUCAGUCGGGCAUAUGUGACAGGGUGACCGGCAAAUGUCUGAAGUUUCCCUUCUUCCAAUAUUCAGUAGCCAAGGCUGCCAACCAGAGAUUUGUUUCUCACACAGAGCACGACAUGGCGUCUGGAGAUGGCAAUGCAGUGAGAGAAGAACUCGUGAAGGAGAAUGCUGCCCGGUCUCCUGUAAUGAAGUGGUUAAAUCCACGCUGAUCCUGGGUGGGAUUUCCAAGAGAAGACUCUAUUUUAAUGAUCAUUCAACACACAGCCAACACUUUAGGAAUUGUCUGUAUUAUAGCAUAUGGACAUGUCACUUUUGGAGACUAAAUGUGAUUCAGGGUGGGUCCAGAAAAAAACUGUAGGCUACUAACAAUCCAUAAAAUUCAUAUGACUGGAGACUUUUAGAUAUUUGUUAAAUAUUUGAAUGCAUAUAGAUUUGUUUAAUAUGUGUUUAUAGUAAUAGUGAAGAACUAAAAAUGCAACUUAGAUAAUCUUAACCUGGAGGGAGAUCAGCCAGAGAGAAGGCUAGCCGAACCUGAAGACCACAGCACGUCCACGGUUCUUGACUCGAUGUACAUUAAUGUUGGGAUAUGGGCGGAGGAAGAGUUAGCAGCAAGAGAAGGUGGCGUUGGGGGUGGGAGAGUAUGACAUUUAGAUAUUCCUUGUGGUAGCCUCAGUAGAAUUUAAUUGUGCUUUUUUUUCACUUUGGGAAAAGUGAAAACAAAACAGUCCCUGAAGGAAGUGGGAUGUUUGAAGCUUGCGGGAGUUUGAGUAGUAGCCUUGAAUUGAGGCAGGUUUCAAAGGGCUGCUAAUGUAGUUCCCAGGUUACCGCAUCUGAAGGAUGGUUCUGGGGCACAGGGCAAACACACACUUCCAUAAAUGGUUUUACAGAAUGCCACCUCAGAUUGAGAGAGCAAGGAAGUAUUUUGCACACUUGGGGGAAGUGUGAAGGUAAAUAUUUAUAUAUUUUUGUAAACAGUUGUUAGUACAAAUCAUCCUCCAUACCCAUAUUUAUCACCCUCUUGAGAAAAUAAACAUAAUAUUGUUGUUUAAAAUGGUUAGAAUAAAAGUAUAACUCUAUAAGGUUUUCAAACACC